UUGCCAUUUAACCCUAACAUUAAUAAUUAUUAUCAUGAUUGAAUAACCAAUGUGCCUCUCUCUCUUUCUCUCUCUGACACCCCUCAUCAUUACCCCUAUUACCCCUAUUCUACCUCUCUUUUUCCCAUCUCUCUCUGUCUAUCAAAAUACACUUCUCCAAUGUAUGUAUAAAUCGCAUCUAAUCCUUCAACCUUUUUACUGUUGUCCCACUCUCACCCCACUCCUCCAUUCUCUUAAACCAUGGCUACUCCCGAUGAGAAAGAGAAGAUGAGUUUGGGUUUGAGUCUCAGCUUAGGAUCAUUUGGAGAUAAUAAUAAUAAUAAUAAUAACAAUAAUAAGAACGAAGAGCAAGAAGCUUUGAAGCUCAAUCUCAUCCAGAAGCCUCUACCUCAAUCAUUUCCAAACCAUAGGCUUUCCUUCAACAACUUGUUUCCUUUUCAUGAUCUGAGCUCCGAGACGAGGUCGUUCCUUCGCGGAAUAGACGUUAAUUCGGCGCCGACGUUUACGGCGGCGACGGCGGCAUGCGAAGACGAGAACGGCGUCUCGUCGCCGAACAGCACGGUGUCGAGCAUCAGCGGUAAGCGGAGCGAGAGGGAACCCAACGGAAACGACGAGAACGAAGCCGCAGAGAGAGCCUCGUAUUCUAGAGGGAGCGACGAAGAAGACGGCGGCGGAAUCGGCGGCGAUGCCGACGGGGAUAGUUCGAGAAAGAAGCUGCGGUUGUCCAAGGAGCAGGCGGUGGUUCUGGAAGAGACCUUCAAGGAGUACAACACUCUCAACCCGAAACAAAAGCAAGCAUUGGCAAAGCAGUUGAAUCUGAGGCCUAGACAGGUGGAGGUGUGGUUUCAGAACAGAAGAGCAAGGACCAAAUUGAAGCAAACUGAAGUUGAUUGUGAAUACUUGAAAAGAUGUUGUGAGAAUCUAACUGAAGAGAAUAGGAGGUUGCAAAAGGAAGUGCAAGAGCUUAGAGCAUUGAAGUUAUCACCACAACUUUACAUGCACAUGAACCCUCCCACCACCCUUACAAUGUGCCCUUCAUGUGAGCGUGUAGCCGUCUCGUCCACCGGAUCCUCCUCCUCGUCGGCCACCAUGCAAUCCGCCCCUGCCUCAGCUAGUCAAAACCAAAUGGGACCUAACAUUCAGCGGCCGGUUCCUGUCAAUCCAUGGGGAGCAAUGUCACUUCAACGCCGGCCCAUCGAGAGCCCGACUACCCGGCCAUAACUAUGAAGCUCAGAAUGAGGACAAGGGCAUUGCUGUUUUUCUAGGCAAAAUUGCAUAAAUGAAUUGAUGCAAUUAGGGAACACUAGGUUUACAAAGACUUUUUAUUUAAGAUUAUGACUCUGGUUAACAUUUUCAGUCUAGGCUCAUUUUAAUUAUGCUAAGACCUAGCUAGGUAUAACAUGUUUUAAGUGAACCUUAGGAUAUGUAAAGUGUGGACAUGCUAAAGUAGGUUGUGUCUUCCAUAUGCUGAAAAGUUUUUUUUGUUAGCCUUGAAAAGAUGAAGGGAAAAAAAAAGAAUCCGAAUCUGUUUUGGUAUUUCUCAUAGAUUCUUUAAUACCACUUGCUCAUGGAAAGGUGGGAUUUUGUGCAGAUUUUGAGGGGACAAUUAAGGGAAUCUCAUGUCCAAAAUGACUGUGGUCUCCAUUACAAAUGAUUUUGUCCAACUUUUGUUCAGAUU
This is a messenger RNA of Arachis stenosperma, 1678 nucleotides long. Its product is annotated as homeobox-leucine zipper protein HAT3. The transcript is spliced from 4 exons. The record is from RefSeq and is a predicted model, not a curated record. Gene Ontology annotation, molecular function: sequence-specific DNA binding; DNA-binding transcription factor activity, RNA polymerase II-specific. The coding region runs from base 241 to 1221 and encodes 326 amino acids. Gene Ontology annotation, biological process: regulation of DNA-templated transcription. Lineage: Eukaryota; Viridiplantae; Streptophyta; Magnoliopsida; Fabales; Fabaceae. Gene Ontology annotation, cellular component: nucleus.